Aspergillus glaucus CBS 516.65 is the source of this 3675-nucleotide messenger RNA. RefSeq lists its product as uncharacterized. NCBI's taxonomy places the organism in Eukaryota, Fungi, Ascomycota, Eurotiomycetes, Eurotiales, Aspergillaceae. Gene Ontology annotation, molecular function: hydrolase activity, acting on carbon-nitrogen (but not peptide) bonds; acetylpyruvate hydrolase activity. Bases 155 to 3364 code for a protein of 1069 amino acids. The record is from RefSeq and is a predicted model, not a curated record. The transcript is spliced from 13 exons.
GAAAGAAGUGAGUGCGUAGCCCUGACUGAGCUUCCGGCGCUUGAUGCUCAUCUAUUAUAAAUGCGGCCUCAUUCUCUGACCCCAUUCUUUCUGUGUCUCUGAUUUCUGAGAGACUGAAUUAUUAGCUUCUCAUUACCCCUUACUCUCGAUUCAUAUGGCCUCUGCAAUGAGCAUGUCCUUACCAUAUGUCAAUGGAGCCAGCCGUGGCUCGAAGUACCCAAACAGGACCAUUGCUGACUGGGGAAGUCCAUUGCCGACACGGAAGCUCUCUCCUCAUGACGAUGUUCACUUUGAUCCUGCGUUGGAACCUCGUGCGCAUCACAUGGUGGAGACACCGUCUACCUCCAAGAUAUUGUUCCUCAACGUCCAAAUUAUAGAUUCUACCGGAGCCGAACCGUACCACGGCGAUGUCUACGUGCAAGGAGAGCGGAUUCGCUAUGUUGGAAAUGUGCCAAACGUCGAGACGCUACGCAACGAUCCUACGGUUCGAGUGAUCCAGGGCAACGGUAGAACCCUCAUAUCCGGUCUAGGCGAUGCACACACUCAUUUCACGUGGAAUGGGACGGCUCUCGAUAACCUUGGCGCGAUUGGGGUGGAAGAACAUACCAUCAGCACUGCUCGGUCUGCGAUGAUUUAUCUGGAUUCGGGAUAUACCAUGUGCUACGGUGCAGCUUCAGCGAAGGAUCGCCUCGAUUGCGUUGUCCGCGAUGCGAUCAACCACGGGAGCAUCCCUGGUCCGCGUUACCUCGCAAAUGGGAAAGAGAUUGCCCGUCGAGGGAAAGAGCUCACCACGGGGAUUACUACAUUUGCUGAUGGACCUCUCGAGAUGCGGGAGGUUAUCCGACAUCACGCUUCUCUGGGAGUGGACCAGAUCAAGCUGAGCAUGUCAGGCGAAGAGAUCCUGGAGGAUCGUGCCGCGGAAGACAGCUACUUCAGUGAAACGGAAACAGCAGCAUGUGUGGACGAAGCACAUCGUCUUGGCUUACGGGUCUGUUCCCAUGCCCGAGCUCGUGAUUCCGUCGCUCAAUGUGUGCGACAUGGUGUCGAUGUCAUCUACCAUGCCAGCUACAUUGACGAAGCCACCAUGGAUGAGUUGGAGAAGAAUAAGCAUCGUCAUGUUGUUGCUCCGGCCUUGAACUGGCUAUACGCAACUACAUAUGAUGCAGGUCCAUUUGGCUAUUCCUUUGAUAAGGCUGAGCAAGAUGGGUACAAGAAAGAGCUCGACAUUGCCAUCAAGGCUUGCAAGGAAAUGCACCAAAGAGGAAUCACCGUCUUGCCAGGCGGUGAUUACGGCUUUGCUUGGACACCCCAUGGCACAUACUCCAGGGACCUGGAACAUUUCGUCAAGAUGCUAGACUUCACUCCCAUGGAGGCAAUAAUCUCGGCCACCGCUGGAGUUGCCAGACUAUUCAUGCAGGACCAGGAACUUGGCAAAGUCCAGCCUGGCUACUAUGCGGACAUGAUCUUGGUAGACGGGGAUCCUCUGAAGGAUAUCUCCGUUCUCCAAGAUCAUGAAAAGCUCAAUGUCAUUAUGAUCAAUGGCAGGAUCCACAAGGCAUCGCCCAGGGACUUUGAGCUCUCAAGACCUGCCCAGAUCGAGGAGCCCAUAUGGCAACCCAGCAACAAGUUCAGCAACUAUGUAUGCUAUCUUGAUGAUCAGCAAAAGUCUCAUGUCGGUCAUCUUGAUCUGGAAAAUUCCAUGGUUACUCCGUUGGCAAUGCUCUCUGGCGCACCAGUCGGUUCACUUUACCAAGUGAUUGAACUGGAGAACGCAGUCGUCCCAUGCGGUGACCCUGUUCCUCUCGCUGGGCUCACCAUCCAGGCACCGCUGAACGACCGUGAUAUUCUGGCCGUGGGCAAGAACUAUGUUGACCAUGCCGUUGAGUUCAACCGGAGUGGAUUCGACUCGAGUGAUAAGAUCGACCAACCAACUCAUCCGGUUAUUUUCACCAAGAGGUCCACGAGCAUUGUUGCCUGCGGUAAUGAGAUUUAUCCUCAUACGGAGUUCACGGGAACCUUGGACUAUGAGGGUGAGAUAGGUGUUAUUAUUGGGAAGUCUGGGUUCCGGAUUGACGAAGGGAAUGCCAUGGACUAUGUAUGGGGUUAUACCAUUAUCAACGAUAUGACGGCUCGUGAACGACAGAGAGACCACAAGCAGUUCUACCUUGGGAAAUCAGCAGACACAUUCUGCCCGAUGGGUCCGAUUGCUGUCCCGGCUGGUCAGCUCCCGAAGAAGCUACGCGUGCAGACAUUUGUAAACGGGGAGAAACGCCAGGAUGCUACCACAGAUGAUCUCAUCUUCUCUGCUGCGAAGCUGAUCUCUGUUAUUUCCGAGGGUGGGACGAUCAGGCCCGGAGAUGUCAUCGCUACCGGCACUCCUGCCGGUGUUGGUAUUGGCAAGAACCCGGCCAAGUUUCUCAAGCCGGGGGACAAGGUUGAGGUAUCUGUCACCGGGCUCGGUUCUCUUGAAAACCGCAUUGCGAAUCCGUCAUCAGAGAACGCUGUUGCUAAGCGUGUUCCUCUUGAAAGUCACUUGGCCAAUCUCAACAUUGAACGCACAGUUGGUGGUUCCGGACUGAUGUGUCUUGAUGGGAAACAAAUGAACGUCCGUAAAAUUGGAACAGGGCCGGAUAUCGCUGUGUUCGUCCACGGACUCGGUGCUUCAAGUGAAUAUUACACGCCAAUCAUUAAAAGCGGAGGCUUCGAAGAUCAUUACACAAGUUAUGUUUAUGAUCUUGAGGGUCAUGGACUUUCGGCGACCAAUGUUGCGUCAAUCGUCAACAUCGAGAGCUUUGCCGACGAUCUUGCCAAUGUGGUUGCAUUGACCGGAGCCAGUUCAAUCACUCUGUUCGCUCAUUCACUGGGCUGCCUCAUCGCCAUGGCUUUUACUCUUCGCGACACCAGCAAAGUCAAGAAGAUUGUUCUUAUGGGACCACCGCCAUGUCCUCUCCCCGAAGCUGGCAAGGUCGCGAUGAGCAAGCGUGCCGCUGCCGUUCGUGCAAUGGGUAUGAUGGCCUCUGGAACAGCGGACGCCGUCAGCGAAGCCGGAACAUCCAAUGCCACAAAGGUGUACCAACCUGUUGCAUAUGCCGCGGUUCGUGCGUCGCUUCUUUCCACCAAUCCCGAGGGAUACGCAAAGGCGUGCACGGCAAUCGCGACAGCGUCCCCAAUGGCGGUUGAGAAGUUGACAAUGCCGGUUCUCCUGAUGACCGGCGAUGAAGACAAGACCUCCCCUGUGAAUGUUGUGACGGACCUCCACGAACGUCUUCCCGAUUCCCGCAUGGAGGUUCUGCGAUGCACUGGCCAUUGGCAGGCGUAUGAGAAUAUUGAGGGGGUUUCGCGUCUGAUACGGUAUUUCGCUUGACUAGGUAAACAGGAUGAUGAAGGUUUGGAAGAGCAAAGACACAGCGUGUCACUGAAAUUGAAUGAAUCCACCUCCAGAAGCAGCACGGGGUUUCUGGUCAGGUUUCUAGCUGCACUCGUCCUCAUUGUCCUUGUCGUCCUGACCACUCUUUUCGUCGAGGGACUGGGGGUUCAAGAGCUGCGUGAGCCUGUACGCCAUAUUCGCCAUUUUUAUACCGUCAUGAUUCGAUGGAUCGAGUUGUUCCUUGAUAAGUAUUAUAUACCAAUAUAACUAGUUACAUAGUUGGCCAUAACCAAUUCAAGUUCGCCUUC